Candidozyma duobushaemuli is the source of this 525-nucleotide messenger RNA. Its product is annotated as ethanol metabolism protein. NCBI's taxonomy places the organism in Eukaryota, Fungi, Ascomycota, Pichiomycetes, Serinales, Metschnikowiaceae. Gene Ontology annotation, cellular component: mitochondrion; membrane; cytoplasm. The transcript has a single exon. The record is from RefSeq and is a predicted model, not a curated record. Bases 1 to 525 code for a protein of 174 amino acids.
AUGCUCUUCCAACUUUACAACCGUAUGUUGGUCAGAAGGCCAUAUGCGACCAAUGCCGUGACUACAGCCUUUCUCUUUGGUGCUGGAGAUGUGUUGGCGCAAAAAGUCGGGUCGUCGAAGGACUACGACUUCUCCAGAACCGCCAGAGCAGUCAUCUACGGUGGUGUGGUGUUUGCACCCUUGGGUGACCAAUGGUAUAAGUUUCUUGCCAGAACUGUUAUUGGCAAGACCAAUGUCACUCAAACCGCUGCUCGUGUCGUCGUGGAUCAGGGCGUGUUUGCGCCAUUCAUAGGAAUUCCGCUCUACUAUCUGGCCAUGGGGUUGAUGGAAGGUAGAAGUGUGGAGGACACUCAGCAGAAGUUGUCGAGAAACUGGUGGCCUACUUUGGUCUCAAACUGGUCAGUUUGGCCGAUUUUUCAGGCAGUCAACUUUGGUUUCGUGCCGGUGGCCUACAGACUCAUGGCGGUGAAUGUGGUGAGCAUAGGCUGGAAUUGUUUCUUGCUGAUGAAGAACGCCGAGAGCUGA